This is a messenger RNA of Microdochium trichocladiopsis, 2529 nucleotides long. RefSeq lists its product as uncharacterized. NCBI's taxonomy places the organism in Eukaryota, Fungi, Ascomycota, Sordariomycetes, Xylariales, Microdochiaceae. Gene Ontology annotation, molecular function: damaged DNA binding; 5'-3' DNA exonuclease activity. Gene Ontology annotation, biological process: double-strand break repair via nonhomologous end joining; interstrand cross-link repair; protection from non-homologous end joining at telomere. The record is from RefSeq and is a predicted model, not a curated record. The transcript is spliced from 6 exons. Bases 86 to 2359 code for a protein of 757 amino acids.
CCCAUGGCAAAAGAGCCCUUAUCACAUUUCAGACUGCUUUGGCACAUGUCUUCGCACUCACGGUUGGCCGUCCACAGUGGCCAGAAUGUCCACCUUUGACGGCAUCGUCCGCGAGUUCCCGUCCAUCCGCAUUGACUUCUUUGCUGGCCUCAGGGAGCGCCCUGCCCUGGCCUGCUUCCUCAGCCAUGUUCACAGCGAUCAUCUCACCGGGCUGGACACCCUGAAAAGCCCCUUCGUCUACUGCUCCGCCGCAACCAGGGAGAUUCUUCUGCGCCUCGAGCGCUACCCGUGCCGCAUCAACUAUGCCCAGGGCAUCCUCGAGGCUCGUGAACAGACCUAUCGCCACCUCGCCAAGGUUCUCAAGCCCCUGCCCCUCGAUACCCCCUCGCUCAUUGAACUCGACUCCCACCAGCGCAUCCAGGUAACACUCAUCGAUGCCAACCAUUGUGUCGGGGCUGUCAUGUUUCUUGUCGAGGACGAACACACUGCCAUACUCUAUACAGGUGAUAUCCGUGCCGAGCCUUGGUGGGUCAACUCGAUCGCUCGUCACCCGUGCUUGGUCGAGUACACAACAGGUCUCAAAACGUUGGAUCGUCUCUACCUUGACACUUCAAUGCUUGAUGAUGUGCCUCUGCAGACGAAAGCAGAGGGGUUGCGAGAGCUCCUGAGUCAGGUCUCUCAAUAUCCUCCAGAUACUGUGUUCUGCAUGCAGGCAUGGACUUAUGGAUACGAGGAAGUCUGGUUGGCCCUAUCUCGGGCUUUGAAAUCAAAGGUACACGUCGACAAGUACAAGAUGCGCAUCUACAAGUCUCUGGUCAGUAAGCUGGACACGGACAAGUAUGUCACGAGGACUUAUCUGAGCAAAGAGGCUCCUGCUCUUGUCGGUUUUACCUGCGGCAAUCACCAGCUGGAGGGCUGUCUUACCCUUGAUGAACAUGUGCGAAUACACAGCUGCGAGAAAGGUACACAUUGCGACGUCAUGCAGAAUCAGCCGGUGGUAUGGAUCAAGCCAAUCGUCGCGCAUCUUAAAGGCGGGAGAGAUUUGGUGGAGAUUGGUGUUGGAGGGGGUGGCGGAGACCUGAACAAGGAAGCAGAGCUUCCAACGUUAACAACUGACGAUAUGGCCUACUUCAUUGAGCUAGCUGCCAACGAGUUGGAGGUGCCUAAAGCCCUCAGGGAAGACUUUGAGACCAUCCUCCACAAGGCUUCGGGCAGCCUACGCAGCCUGGCUGUGAACAUGGACAUCUCGGCUUUCACAGACGACAUGCAAGCGAACUUGCAGGACGUGAUCAAGGCAAUGGUCUCGAAAGCCAAAGCUUUGCACGACUUUUCAGAAGUCCGGUCUCGCUCAUUGGAUGAAAUUACUGGAACGAAUACUGAGACGAGACCUGGGAACCUUGAGAUGACAACCAGCCCGGUCAAGAGCCUAGACUUGCCGAAACGUAUUCGAUUCCCGUAUGCACGACACUCUUCACUGCCUGAGCUGCGGCAUCUCGUUGACACAUUCAGACCAAAGGAUGUAUGGCCUUGUACAGUCGACGCUCGGGAAUGGCGGGAUCGAGGCAUAACGAUGCAAGGGCUCUUUGGCGACUGUUGCUCAAACGCGAAGGAUUCCUUCGAACAUGAUCAGCUCAUGGAGGACGUCUUACGGGACCUGCCACAAGAUGAAGAGCGCCUCAUUGGCGAGCAUGAUAGUGUCCAGGGUCAACGGAGUCAGCUGACAGGAUCGUUCCUGCCAGCACAGUUCUCGCCUCCAAGGACCCCAGCCCGUCGGGUUGAGCUUGGUAGCAGCAGUCCACCUCAACUGACAGCAGCCUCGCCUCAGAAUGGAUCGUCGCAGGAGCUAGGCUACUCCCCUGCCCGGCGACACCAUCGAAAGCGGACCCUCUCACAAUCAGAUUUGGAGCUUGACGACGGUAUUUCGAGGAGAUACAGAGAUCAACACAGUGAACAUGACCAGGAAGCAAGCAAUAGGCCUUCCGGCCCCUCAGCCAACCACGCAACCGGCAACAACUUCUUCUUUGAAUCACGCCUGGGCAAUGCCAAUCCCAUCGAGACCGGCGGGCACAACAGGGAUGGCAAAAGCGAUAAGUCAGGCGCUGCCCAUGGGAACAACGUCUCCAGCCCGAGUGGUUCUCAGGACUCGAUAAUGUCCAGUGCAGUAAGUACCACUGACGAGCCGAACCUCGAUCCUUUGGACACCCGCGCGCGCGCCUUUCAUGCCGCAGAAGCGUGCAUCUUUGGAGGCGCCACCUGGCGUGAGUCUGCCGCCGGCGCAGGACUCAUCUCCACGACAGAUCACCACAGCACGCUUGAGAUGGAGCUUGGGGUCGAGGGUCUGUACAAGCCGCAAAGAUGAAGAGAACGGGGUGUUGUAUGACAAGCAAAUCACCCUCCUGUCAGCCUGGUCAUAGAGUGCAGGAGGAUUCGAGCAUAACAAGCAUGUGAAGCCUUAGCAAGCCACCUCCUACUUUUUCCGCCAGUCCUCCGACAGCGCUGAAGCCAGAAUAUCUCAAUUGCGAUGGCCAC